Messenger RNA from Hippoglossus stenolepis (Pacific halibut), 2732 nucleotides. It is a transcript of the gene odad1, whose product is annotated as outer dynein arm docking complex subunit 1. Bases 79 to 1722 code for a protein of 547 amino acids. The transcript is spliced from 14 exons. The record is from RefSeq and is a predicted model, not a curated record. Gene Ontology annotation, cellular component: axoneme. Gene Ontology annotation, biological process: outer dynein arm assembly; cilium movement. NCBI's taxonomy places the organism in Eukaryota, Metazoa, Chordata, Actinopteri, Pleuronectiformes, Pleuronectidae.
GCUAACAACUCAGGAGGUUGGGCCACUGCUGUUUAUGCCGAGAGAUCCUCUGGGUUUAAAAAAACGCUGAGACAACAGAUGGAUAUUGAUAAUACAGAGUCAGAACUGGCCAAACUGCAGAGGCAGUUCAGGAUCAUGGAAGGAGAUCGGCUGGCCUACAGCCUUCAGGCCCGGGAGCAGAUCCGCAAACAGCAGCUGGAGAUGGACAAGCUGGGGAAGGAGCAGGAGGAGCUGCAUCGCAACCUCUGCGUAUGUAAGAGCUUGUCCCACCAACAGCAGGACAAUGAGGACACUCAGCAACUACAAGCUCUGCUGGAGCAGGGAGACAUGCUGGAGGAGGAGCUGAGAAAAGAAAAGCAGUGUCAGAAAGGCUUAAAAAGAGAGAUCUCAGACAUGGAGAUGAAGCUGUCUGAGCUGAGAAAAGGGGGGGUCAGUACCAGUGACACAAAAGGGUCGGCGGUACAGCGGACUCAGAAGGCCAUACAAACGCUGGAAUACAAACUGGACAGAGCUUUGACUCGCUUCAAUGAACAAUUGUCCAAAAACAGCCACCUGAGAGAGGAGCUGCAAAUGCUUUGCGUCGAGCGUGUCCGUUUUCAGCAGCUACACAACAGGCUGGACAAGGAGCUGCAGGAGAUCCGGAAGAAGAUUGGAGAAAUGAUCAACCUGUCCACUGCUGCUUACGAUGCCAGGGUGGAGGCUCAGUCCAAAAUGACCAUGAUGAGGGAGAAGGCAGUGAAGGACCUUGCCCAGUACAACACUGAGAUGAAGGAAUUGGAGAGAGUUAUUGCACAUGAGCAAAUCCUGAAGGACUUUAUGACCGUCAAGUGCAGCGAGAGGAGCGGGCAGGACAACGUGCCCGAGACGGGACACAGACGAUUGUCUGAGGGGAAGGAGCAGCACAGGAUGGACUUGGAUGAAGAGUCUCUGGAUGUUCUCGAGGAGGUUUUCGAGAGGAUCCAGACAGUGACAGGAGAGGACAACCUGGACAUGCUGGUCACCAGGUUCAUCCAGGGUGAAGACCGCAACUUUGCACUCUUCAAUGUUGUUAAUGAGCAAAAUAAUGAGACUGAAGCUCUGAGGGAUCAAAUCAAGCAUAUCCAAGAGGGGAUGGAGAACUUUCGAGUGAAAGGUUUGAAGCAGGAGCACGAUCACCGCUCUUUGCUGAGAGACAUCGAAGAACAGCAAAAGAAAACUGAAUCCCAAACUGACGAGUAUGAAAACCAAGCCAGCAUCAUAAGCAACACCCUGGAGAAGAGUAAAGCAGGGGUGAAAAGCACCUUCUCCACGAUGGAGUGUGACCGCUCGGUGAUCGAGGACCUGCUGGGCUCCUCCACAGGGAUCAGUGAGAACAACAUCAUGUCCUAUCUGGGUCUGUUGGAACAGAAGACUAAUGAGCUGCUCACCAUACAAGCUUUCCUCAAUUCUAAGGAUCUAGAGAAGGACUACAAUCCAAAAGACCUGGCCAAAUUCCUUCUGGGUCAAGAUCCAGAGCUGCUUCAGCAGAAUACCACUCUCCACCCUCCAGUCAGCAGUGUGGAGCAUGAUACAGAAGAGUCUCUUGUCACCCUUGAGGAAGAACGGCCCCUCUCACAGGGGGAACUCCGCAGAAGAAUAAUGGGAUACAGCAGAAACAGAGAUCAGUCAAGCAAGCAGCGACCAAAGCCUCAAAGACCAGGCAGCAGUUUGGAGAGUGACGGCGCUCUGUUGAAGAAGAACUGAUCUGACACGGCCCACGUUCAGACCAGGUAUUACCAUCCGCCCUGAGAGAUCCAAUCACAGAGGUUCCGAGUAAAGUACAUGUGGUCAGACCUGACAUUAAAAUAUGUCCUGAAUGUUUCUCUAGUGACGGGCUCUCUCAGGACAGAUGUUGACAACAGGACUGAACAGGGUCACAUUGACCUGAUCAGUGCAGCUCAUGUGGAUCCACAUUAUCUGCAUCUGAAGGGCCUGUUUUCAUUAUUUACCAUAAACAAUGGAGGCUGAAGUAUUGCAGCUUGCACACGCAAACAUUAAAAGCUUUAUUAUUUUACAUGUACUUCACCUUUUCAUGACAAAUCACUAGCAUUGCCUGCUAUAUUACACACUUAUGUGAUUUGUUUAGCCGGAGCUAAUUAGCUUUGGCGCAAUAAAAAAGCCUUUUCCAGACUCUGGUAACCAGCUGUUCUUCUGAUGUGUGACUUGCCAUCUGGCUUUGACAACAGUCUGGUCUGGCAGGGCUCGCUGCAGUGCUCAAACUGAACGGUUGGGGGCAGCAGAAGCUUUUGUAAUUCCAAUUGUCCUGAGCACUCGAUUCAGAGUUUCCAAAAAGCAGGUGAGGAACUAUUGUCAAUUCGGAUUUUGAACACUCAUUAUUUAAAAAUGGUUUCAUAUGGCAUUCUCAAUAAACCGAUUCAUUGUUUAUUUACACUACAACCACUAACACCCGUGUCUCGAUGCUCACAGAUUCUCGUAUCAUCUUCAUGUGUAGCAGCAAUAUAUUUCACACUGAGGCUUUCUUUGUGCGAGGAUGAAAAAAAAAAAACGUUGAUUCUCAGAAGUUUCAAAUGUCAUCUUCUCCAAACAUCCUGAAGUGAACCUGUGUUGGGGCAAAGAUGGCGUUCGCCGAGCGACUUCCUCUGAAAUCCAGGACGGGGAAGUUAUUUUAAGAAACAUAUUUUUACCCACUGCAGCUCAGUGAAACAAUUAACAAAGUCUCUGACUAUAUUUAGGCUUUAAUAAAAGGUCACACC